GAUACUUACUUCAUGAUGAAUUUGUAUGUGGGAUCAAACUACCAGCAAAACUAUGUUGCGGUUGAUACUGGCUCGUCUGAUCUCUGAGUACCCUCAUCAGGGUACGAUUUUUGUACCUCGACUACCUCAAAGGACAUGGGUAUUUUAUUUGAAAUUGAAUAUAUCGACAAUAGUCUGUAUGAGGGCAAAUUUUUCAUGGAUACUUUGCGGUUUGGAUUAGACGGGCAUUCACUAAAACACUUUCAAUUUGGGGUUUCAAACACUAGUGAUCCAGGCAUUUUGGGACUAGGAAGUAAAUCCCUUGAAUCUGCAACGACAGAAUACGACAAUCUUCCAUGGACAUUACAAAAGGCGGGAAUUACGUCCAAAGCGUGUUACUCUUUGUAUUUGAAUCCUGAUAGAGAAUCUGGUUCGAUUGUUUUUGGCGGAAUAGACACAGCAAAAUUCUCUGGUAGGUUGAAGGAGUAUCCUAUUUAUGGAGGAGCAAGCGAUUUGGCCAUUUAUUUAAGCAGCCUCAUUAUAGGAGAUAAAGUGAUACCAGUGGAAUCGCCGUAUGCUUUUGACUCUGGUUCCUCAAUCGGAUUUGUGGGAAAAGAAUUGAUGUAUGCCCUCGAUAUGAUUUUCAAAGCUACAAUUAAGGAGGAGGAAGGAAUUGGCUACAGAUUUGUUGACUGUAAACAGCCCGAUGACAUUUACUUGGUGUUCAGCUUUGAUGACAACAAUAUUUCUAUUCCAUACGCAGACUUGAUUUUGCCCAAAGAUGGAUUUUGUAUUUUAGGGCUUGCUUACUUCAAUGAUUAUCAGAUCUUGGGCCAUGUGUUUAUGAGACAUACAUAUAUGUAUUUUGAUCUCACGGAAAACACAAUAUCGCUAGCCCAGGCGCUGUUCUCUAAAAAGUCAAACAUUAUCACUUUCUGAAACUUGAACUCUUUAAAUCAAUAUGUUUACGGCAGGAAAUUGAUAAGAU
Metschnikowia bicuspidata var. bicuspidata NRRL YB-4993 is the source of this 967-nucleotide messenger RNA. Its product is annotated as acid protease. Bases 136 to 918 code for a protein of 260 amino acids. Lineage: Eukaryota; Fungi; Ascomycota; Pichiomycetes; Serinales; Metschnikowiaceae. Gene Ontology annotation, molecular function: aspartic-type endopeptidase activity. The transcript has a single exon. The record is from RefSeq and is a predicted model, not a curated record. Gene Ontology annotation, biological process: proteolysis.